UCAGGAUAUUUUUUUAUUGGAAUAAAUUGCAGUUCUCAAAUAUUAACCUCUGUAUAUAAUUUUUUUUAAGUCUUCAAGUUGCUUAAUAUUGAACAUGAACAAUCACAAAAUGCUAGUUAUAAUAUAUAGGGAUCCAACAAUGGAACAUAAUCUGCCAUAUUUUUAAAUAUUUUUUCCUCAGUGAGCUACUUUGUGACAUAUCACGAUUCAUUUGACUCAUGUAAAGAAGUACUUUUUUCAACCUUUUUGAAAUGGAUGAUAACGAUGAUUACUCUGAAAUUUCAACAGACUUCAAAGAAGAUGAAGACUCAGGACAACUACUCGAUGCGUCAGAUUCAGAGUUGGACAUCGCAAUAAAUGAAGAACUGAUUUCAAAAAGUCAAGAGGAAAUAAAGAAACGUAUGGCUUCCCUCAGCCUUCUCAUUUCCGGACUGAAAGAGCAGCUUAGGAACGAAAAAGUACUUUGGAGACAAGAAAUCGAACAAGUUAUCAACUACCAAAACAGUUUCAUGGCUCAAUCACUCUAUUUCCCUUCCACUGGUUACUGUAACAUGACAUGGGAAGAACCUACAGAUUUUCCAAAAAAAAUUUGCAAUAUGUCUCGAAGUGACGAAGAUAUACCUGCAAAAUACAACGAUUUUAGGUACAGGCACUUAAAACUCACAAAUUGCCGAAGGGAAAUGGAGAUUGAAAAUUAUAAAAGGAAAUUACUUGAAGUUGAAAGUAUGUGCACUAUGGAAUUAAACAGAGUGAAGAAUAGUGUUCAGAGUCUCCAGGUUCUGCAACAAGUUGCAGCUGAGUGGGAUCAAGCUUCUGGAGAUACAGGUCAUAAACCAGUUCUUCACAAGUCUAUACAAUCACCUGAUGAAGGAGAUGAAAAUUCUUUGAAAAGUAGCGGAGAUUUCACUAGUCCAAUAUCAGAAUCUCAUUUUGAAGCAUGAUUUCCUUUAGUGAAUAAAAAUAUAUUUUCAAGUA
Harmonia axyridis is the source of this 975-nucleotide messenger RNA. RefSeq lists its product as uncharacterized. The record is from RefSeq and is a predicted model, not a curated record. The transcript has a single exon. NCBI's taxonomy places the organism in Eukaryota, Metazoa, Arthropoda, Insecta, Coleoptera, Coccinellidae. Bases 252 to 941 code for a protein of 229 amino acids.